AGGGGGCAAAACGUCGCGUCUUCGCCACGGGAAUUUGCAUAUUUGCGAGGGUCCGAUCGUUCGCGUGCCAUCGUGCCGCAUUCCGUGCGCGUGCAUCUCCAGUUAUAUUUAAUCCACGGUGGGUGUAUUUUCGAAUCUACCUGUCUAAAAAUAACCGGAACGCGUUCCGUUGCAUUCCACCGCUGUAUUUAGAUCCUUGGUAGCGUAAUACCAAGUGUUGUUCGACCCGUGUAAAUACCUUCAUCUUAUUUUCGCGUUUACGUAUCCGGAUACGCUCGUAGUCGUCGUUCGAUAAAGAUUCUUCUAAUUAAGUUGCUGGAGCAGAAAGAAAAGCAGUCGAACGAAGGAGAGUAAACGCGAAUUUAGGACGGAAUAACCCUCGGUUAAUUAUUACGAGGAUUAAGACACUGUCGUUAGUACGAUGUAACACGCAAGCUUUUUUUCGCAUGCCAAUUCAAAACUAAUUGUAUCGUCAACAAACAUCGAAUUUAAUUCUGUCUGUCGCUAAAUACCGACAGUAGGCAGCACAAUAACGCAGAUACAGCCUCCGCGCGGUAAAAUCGUACCCUACCUGAAGAAGGGUUAAGGCGACGCACGGCAAAAGGGGGAGUAAAGAAGAAGAGCGCAGUGAAAUGAAAGGACGCAGGAGGAAGGAAGAAAAGCAAUAGGAGCGGAGCUGCCGCUAACAUAAAACGAACUAGAAACGUCCUCGAAGAAUGAAACGACGAGCAUCCAGUUCAUCCGCUACAACGUUUGCGUCGACGGACAUUUAACGAUAUCCCGUGUUUUCGUACGUCUGAAGCUCGCUUAACGUGGGACAAACAUUAUGAGGAACGUGCGUAUCGAUCGUCGAUGACAAACAUGAAGGCCUCGGUCUUGAUUUGUUGGACAUUCCUUUUGCAAUCGAUCUUGAUCGUUUCUGCGAGACACGCUGACAUUAAUCGGACAAACGAUAACCGAACGAAUGGAGGGCUGCAAGAAGUCAGGACCGAAGAAUCGCUAUCGAGAUUUAGUAAUUCUUCUUCGUGGAUGAUUAUAUCGAUCAGAAGCAAGAGGAGCGAAGAAAUUAUCGAAGAAACGAUACCAACGAGGCACUCGAAACACCGGAAACGACGUCGCUGUAGAAAUCGACCGACAUGUUUUCGGGGUACAUCCACGAAUCGAUUCUUUCCUCGAAGCAAUAGCACGGAGCAUAAAAUUAAGAACGAAGAUUACGACGUUACCGAAAUUAUCGAAGAGAAAGACGCGUACGAUGAGCACGUUCUUUCGGACGAGAUCGAGUUAGAAAAGGUAGAAGCAACAUCCAACACGAAGAGUCAGUCGAAAAAGAAUGAAAUCGGGGAGAACAUCGAUUACAAGGAGGAUGCAUACCCUUCGCCAUUUUAUGUCGAGGACCAAGUCGAGAUGCCUGAAAGUUUAGGCGCACUGUUAAGUAAAUUGUUCCAGAGUCUACGAAACGCUUCAACCACGAAGGGCCAGGAUAUCUUCAAGGAACUGAACUUCGUGAAUGCGACGAACGAGGAUCCUUGCCAGAAGUGGUUGAACAGUAAAGAAAAACUCGAGAAAGUGUCUUUAGGUGGUUUAAUCUCGCUACCUGCCUGUCCUUGCGAGUAUCCUAGCAACAUAUUUUACGAGGACAAGAUUUGGGACGAGAAGCAGAAGAAAUAUUUCAGAUGGCGAGACGUAAGCGGUAAUUCUCAGAGGCUGGACAUUUACAAACCAGGAGCUACUUACUGUAUACGUUCUUUGCUAACGCAAGGAAGCGGAAGUGCCGCGGCACAACACUGUUGCUACGAUCGCAGUAGGAAACUUUUGACCCGUGGUUCCGGUGCGGGUACUCCGAACUUUGUCAGUCCUGAAAUAUCGCCCAUACUGCACGAGAGAAUUGAUAUACUUCCUUGGAGAUUAUGCAAAGGGGACUUUUCCAGGUAUAACGGAGUGAGACCACCAAACAACGAUAACGGCUGCGAAGCGAAUCCUGACGACGAGGAAUACCAGCGACAAAUAGACGAUACUAAGCACUACUAGAUUUUAAGUGUAUUUGGAAACGAUUGCCAUAUUUCUUCUGACCCACAAUAAGACUGUAUUCACCGAAUUAUGUGUAGCUGCUGCUUAAGUGAUCUUCUUAUGACGCAAAGCAGCUGGCAAAAAUAAUAAAUGAGAAAAUAAUAUACA
Megachile rotundata (alfalfa leafcutting bee) is the source of this 2175-nucleotide messenger RNA. RefSeq lists its product as uncharacterized. Lineage: Eukaryota; Metazoa; Arthropoda; Insecta; Hymenoptera; Megachilidae. The record is from RefSeq and is a predicted model, not a curated record.